Molecule: messenger RNA, 555 nt
Organism: Babesia bovis T2Bo
Lineage: Eukaryota; Apicomplexa; Aconoidasida; Piroplasmida; Babesiidae
Product: putative ribosomal protein L24e
Exons: 3
Coding region: 54-527 (157 amino acids)
Biological process (GO): cytoplasmic translation
Cellular component (GO): cytosolic large ribosomal subunit
Molecular function (GO): structural constituent of ribosome; mRNA binding
Source: RefSeq, a predicted model, not a curated record
UACAAAAUCGGCAUAUAAUAACAACAAUUGUUGUUUAUUGUUAAAUAUCGGAGAUGGCAACUGUAACGACAACUAUUAAGACUGAGCUUUGCUCUUUUAGCGACUACAGGGUUUAUCCUGGUCGUGGUCAAAAGUUUGUUGCUCGUGAUGGCAAGGUGUACUUCUUUUUGAGCUCCAAGUCUGCUUCUUUACACAAGCAACGUGUGAAGCCCGCCAAGGUGAAGUGGACUCCUAGUUGGCGCAAGGCUAACAAGAAGUUCCAGACUGAGGUAUCUGGUCGUCGUCGUUCUAAGAAGGCUGCUCGUUAUCAGAAGGCCUUUUUGGGUUUAAGUUUGGAGGAGCUUAAGGCUAAGCGUGCCAGUGCUGCUAAGGCCAAUGCAAAGAUGGAUUCCAAGCAGGCUUUGAUCGCUGAGGCUAAGGAGAAGGCCAAGAAAUUGAAGGGUGCUGUUGCUAAGGCCACUGGCCCUGCUCAGGCUAAGCCUGCUGCCAUCCCCAAGAAGAUGGCCAAGCCUGCCAUGCGCAAGUAACCUUGAUUAUAAUAUUGAUUGGGAUACC